CUGCCGAUCUGAAGCCAAAAUGUAUCGCCACGGCGCGCAUUUCGCUACUAACUUUCCCGGCGGAACCAUCACUACCUCUGACUUGUCCGAUCUCAAGCUCGGCAAAAAGCGUGGGAGCUAUAAUUGUGGCCGCUGUGGUCUCCCCAAGAAAGGUCACUCCUGCCAUGGAGACACCACAACAUUGACCGCCGACUCUUCCUCCGUCAUCGCCACCCCAUCUCCUACCUUCCUCACCCCUAAACCACCACGCGAGUCCUCCUCUCACCUCCGCCGCGCUCUUUCAUUCGACGAUAACGAGGUCAACGUUUCACUGGUAUCUGAUGAUGAGGGUUUCUCCGACGGAUGUCCAGAGAUGAACGUCGAUACCGGUGAUGUUCGGCUUCCUUGGAGUUGCCUUUGGGAGGUGCUGCGGAGAUUGCCGCCGGAGUCGUUGUUGUCGGCGGCGAAUGUUUGUAGGGGGUGGAGGGACUGCACGAGGAAGCUCUGGCGGGCGGCGGAGGAGUUAAGGCUUAGAAUCCCUGCGAAAGCUCAACUUGGAUUGGUUGGAUCGGUGUUGCAGAAGUGUUCGGGGCUCGUCAGGCUCUCUCUUAGGAUCGAAAGUGAUGUGGAUGCAACGAUGUUGGCUUGCAUAGCGUUCUCCUGUCCUAAUUUGGAAUCCUUGGCGAUCCGUACAUCCGACUCUGCUACCAAUCGGAUAUCUGGGGAUGAGUUGGGUCGUUUUGUUGCUGAUAAACGAUUUCUUUCAAGCCUCAAGAUGGAAGGUUGCUCUAACCUUGGUGGUUUCAGUCUCUGUUCUUCAACUUUGUCUACUCUGUGGCUUUCAGAUCUUUUCUCUCUAUCUAAGAUGGUUUUUCACUGCCCAAAUUUGAAGGAACUUUCCUUGGAUUUUUCUCGCCUGGAUAAUGAUUGUACUGAUCUUGCUACCAUGGCGGAUAGUCUUGGAAGGACCUGCCCAAGGUUGAAAAACAUUCACAUUGCAUCGCUAAGACUCUCUCACGCUGUUGUGCUUGCUCUUACUGCUGCAAACUUGAGGAAUCUACGCAUGCUUUCUCUUGUACUUGGUUCAGAAAUCACCGAUGCCUCUGUAGCUGCCAUUGCUUCAAGCUAUGAAAAUUUCGAAUUGCUUGAUUUGAGUGGGUCUAGCAUCAGUGACGGUGGCAUUGGGAUUAUCUGCAAUGUGUUCCCCGAAACUCUAUCUAGACUUCUCCUUGCGUCUUGUCCUAAUAUUACCUCAAGUGGAAUCCAAUUUGCUGCAGCACAAUUGCCCCUUUUGGAACUCAUGGACUGUGGGAUGACUAUAUGUGAUCCCAAUUCCCAAUCUCUGAACUCUACAGAUGGGUCUGAAUAUGUUAGCAAUGGUUGUGAACCCAAUCAUCUACAGAAAAAACCCAACAGCAAACUUCACCAUAUUUACCAGAAGCUGAUAAUCAAACACGGACGGUUGAAGAAACUCAGCCUUUGGGGUUGUUCUGGUUUAGAUGCCUUGUAUCUCAACUGCCAUGAGCUCAUUGACCUGAAUCUGAAUUCCUGUACAAAUCUGCAUCCUGAGAGAUUGUUACUUCAGUGCCCGAGUUUGCAAAGUUUACAUGCUUUGGGAUGCCAAAAGAUGCUGAUUGGAGCAAUUCAGAACCAGGUGUAUAAAGAGUCUGUUAAUGCAGAAGACUAUUUUCCAUUCAAACGCUUGGCAGUUGGUUCGAAGAGGGUCCGAGUUCCACAUUUCUUCACCGCACAGCUGUCCGAUGAGAAGGCAAGGAAGGUUUUGAGACCACGGUGUGCUGUGCUCCUGGACUAACCAGCAUAAUGUUUCCCCCAAUCUCUGCCUUAUAAUCCCUCUUACCUUCAUAUCUGCAAAAUGUCUACUCUUUUGGGGCUCAUGCCCCUGAAAUAUCUGAAUAGCUUGUAACCAAUUUACAUGCUAAUGUCAAAAGUGAAAUCUAUAAAGAAUAUUCGUGUUAAAGUUUGGCCUGGAUCCAUGCCAAAAUUUCCUUUUUAGUGAAUAAAAAUGAAAAAUAUCUUUUUCAUUC
Messenger RNA from Telopea speciosissima, 2024 nucleotides. RefSeq names its product F-box/LRR-repeat protein 17-like. The record is from RefSeq and is a predicted model, not a curated record. Gene Ontology annotation, molecular function: protein binding. The coding region runs from base 20 to 1792 and encodes 590 amino acids. NCBI's taxonomy places the organism in Eukaryota, Viridiplantae, Streptophyta, Magnoliopsida, Proteales, Proteaceae. The transcript has 11 exons.